Molecule: messenger RNA, 2015 nt
Organism: Solanum verrucosum
Lineage: Eukaryota; Viridiplantae; Streptophyta; Magnoliopsida; Solanales; Solanaceae
Product: UDP-glycosyltransferase TURAN
Exons: 16
Coding region: 171-1619 (482 amino acids)
Cellular component (GO): endoplasmic reticulum
Molecular function (GO): mannosyltransferase activity
Source: RefSeq, a predicted model, not a curated record
CUUUCUACCUCCUAUUUUACCAAACACGCCCCUAAUUUCUUCAUCUCUCUCUUCGGAUCUCCUUCAUCUUCGUCGAUUUCCCCUGUAUUUAACUGAGUACUUUCACUAUCACUGGAAUGGUGUUUUAAUCUCAAUUUCUGUUCCGGAAGUAAGAAUUUUGUUUUGCAAUCAUGUCAGGGCAAAAUGAAUCGAGGAUCCGACCCAGCGGCAGGGCAGCAGUAGUGGUUCUCGGCGAUAUUGGACGUAGCCCUCGUAUGCAAUAUCAUGCUCUUUCCCUUGCUCGUCAGGCUCAUCUAGAGGUCGACAUUGUUGCAUAUGGAGGUUCGGACCCUCAUUCUGCUGUAAAAGAGCAUAAAUCUAUUCACAUCAAUGAAAUGACACAGUGGCCAUCAAACCCCAGAAGUUUUCCAAAGAUACUCCAUCCUUUAUUGCUCAUACUUAAGCCACUGGUCCAGUUUUUUAUGCUUCUAUGGUAUCUCUGUGUUAAAAUUCCGAAGCCGGAUGUUUUCAUAGUUCAGAAUCCACCAUCUGUUCCUACACUGGUUGCUGUAAAAUUGGCCAGUUGGAUUAGACGUUCUGCGUUCAUUAUAGAUUGGCAUAACUUUGGAUAUACUCUUCUAGCAUUGUCUCUCGGGAGGAAUAGUCGGUUUGUGGCGUUAUAUCAUUGGAUUGAGAAGCAUUUUGGGAAAAUGGCUAAUGGUUCCUUAUGUGUGACAAAGGCAAUGCAACAUGAAUUGGCUCAAAACUGGGGAAUCAGUGCCACUGUUCUAUAUGAUCAACCUCCUGAUUUUUUCCAACCUGCUUCCCUUGAGGAGAAGCACAAGUUGUUUUGUGGGAUUGAUAAGAGUCUGAGAACACCUUACAGCCUUCAAGACUGUCUUAGCAAUGAGGUACUAACACCAGACGAUGACAAUCCUAAUGUAACUCUAUUUACAACUCAGACUGGCACAGAUAUUUCCUUGAAGUGGAACAGACCAGCGCUCAUUGUAAGCAGUACAAGCUGGACUCCGGAUGAAGAUUUUAGCAUUCUCUUAGAAGCAGCACUAAUGUAUGACAGAAGGGUUUCUGCAUUGCUGAACGAGGAUGACUUGAAGAGGGAGGAUGUUUUCUGGCAGGAAAUCAAGGGUGGGAAGCAAUACCCUAGAUUAUUAUUUAUAAUUACAGGUAAAGGGCCUGAAAAGGAAAAAUAUGAACAAAAGAUGGCAAAACUCAACCUUAAACGUGUUGCAUUUCGUACUAUGUGGUUGGAGCCAGAGGAUUACCCAUUGCUUCUUGGAUCAGCAGAUCUUGGUGUUUGCUUGCAUACGUCCUCUUCAGGGUUGGAUCUUCCAAUGAAGGUUGUGGAUAUGUUUGGCUGUGGAUUACCGGUCUGUGCUGUUUCCUACUCUUGUAUCAACGAGCUGGUCGAGGUUGACAAGAAUGGCCUACUCUUCUCUUCAUCCUCGGAACUGGCUGAUCAAUUUGUGAUGCUGUUUAAGGGAUUCCCAGGUGAAUGUGAUGAGUUGAAGUCGCUGAGACAGGGAGUAUUGGCAAGCAGAUCUUCUGUUAAUUGGGCAACAGAGUGGGAAGCAAACGCCAAACCUCUAAUAUCCAAGGCAAGUAGAUUUCUUCACACAUAAGACUCUUUUUCUAAUUUGUUGCAAAUGUCAUUACUAUUUAGAUGGCAUCUAAACACGCCAUGCAUUAUGCAGGUUAUUUUUGACAACUCGAGCUGAUUUUGAAGCAAAGAUUUCAGAACUCUGCUGUCAACUACCCCACAGAUCUGAGGAAUUUCGGAAAUUAUAUGCUCAUCUAGUGUCACACUGCAAGCCGAGGGUCCCUGCUACUCUCCCCCGCCCUUUCCCAGGCGCCACAGAGAAACCAAUUUUUGCGGCUCUAUUAGGAUCAUUAGUCAAUAGUCACAGAUUUCUGUUUUGGGUUUUGUAUAACUGAAGUUGUACAGCUUUAGAAGUGGCCAUAGCACUAUUGAGGACUCACUUGCCUUUUACCUCUCUUAGUAGUUUAACAAAGUUAUA